UCAACGACAACGUCAUCUGACGUUUCGCAGCAGAAUCCAGGAAGUAGGGAGUCGCUUGUUUUUGUCCGGUUGAUAGCUUCCUUCUAUUUUAUUCGUUACUUUCUGCGGGCUGAAAUGGCGACUUUCAUUUCUGUCCCGUUAAAGAAGUCGUCUGAAGUAGAUCUAGUAAAACCGCUUUCCAAAUUUGUCACGGCGACAUAUCCAGCGGGUGAGGAGCAAGGUGAAUAUAUCAGAUCCGUGGAGGAGUUGAACAAGCUGCGCAAGAGUGCUCUGGGGAGGCCGCUGGACAAACACGAAAGCUCACUAGAAAUCCUACUGAGGUACUAUGACCAGCUAUGUGCCGUGGAAGCCAAGUUUCCGUUCUCUGAAAACCAGCUGUGUCUAACCUUCACAUGGAAAGAUGCCUUUGAUAAGGGCUCAUUGUUCGGAGGCUCAGUCAAACUAGCCCUGGCCAGUCUGGGCUAUGAGAAGACGUGUGUGUUGUUCAAUGCGGCUGCUUUGGCCAGUCAGAUCGCGCUAGAACAAAACCUGGACAGUGAUGAAGGACUGAAGGCCGCAGCUAAAUUCUACCAGCUGGCCAGCGGAGCGUUUGGGCACAUUAAGGACACAGUGCUGUCAGCCCUGAAUAGGGAGCCCACCAUGGACAUCUCUCCAGAGACCGUAGGGACCCUCAGCCUCAUCAUGCUGGCUCAGGCACAGGAGGUGUUCUUCCUCAAGGCUACGUCAGAUAAGAUGAAAGAUGGCAUCAUUGCCAAACUGGCCAAUCAGGCAGCAGACUUUUACAGUGACGCCUUCAAGCAGUGCCAGUACAAGGAGAACCUGCCCAAGUAUUUCUAUUUCCAGGAGGUUUUGCCGGUGCUGGCAGCCAAACACUGCAUCAUGCAGGCCAAUGCUGAACUGCACCAGUCCAUCCUUGCCAAGCAGAAGAAACACUUUGGGGAGGAGAUUGCUCGCCUUCAGCAUGCAGCAGAGCUUGUGAAGACCGUAGCAUCUCGCUACGAUGAGUACGUCAGCGUGAAGGAACUGAGUGAUAAGAUCAACCGUGCUCUGACCGCUGCUAAGAAGGACAACGACUUCAUCUACCACGACCGUGUCCCCGAGGUCAAAGACCUGGAACACAUUGGCAAAGCAGCUCUAGUGAAAGCUACAGCCAUCACACCUCCGCUCAGCGCCAAGUUCACUGACUUGUUUGAGAAGAUGGUGCCCAUGGCGGUACAGCAGAGUAUGAGUACGUACAACCAGAGAAAGGCUGACACUGUCAACAGACUGGUCGGAACCAUGAGGGAAGCCACCAACCUCUGCAACGGUGUCUUGGCGUCUCUGAACCUGCCGGCGGCCCUGGAGGACCUAUCUGGAGAUUCUAUCCCACAAUCCAUCGCUGAUAAGGCCCGUGCCAUUGUUCAGCAGGGGGGGCUGCAGAGCAUAGAGCAGCUGAUCCGAGACCUGCCUGAACUACUGACACGCAACAGAGAGAUCCUGGAUGAGUCUCUGAAAAUGCUGGAUGACGAGGAGUCGACAGACAGCGAGCUGAGGUCCAAGUUCAACCAACGCUGGAACAGAACUCCAUCAGGAGAUCUCUACAAACCCUUAAGAGCAGAGGGGGGCAACUUCCGCAGCGUGUUGGACAAGGCUGUGCAGGCCGACCAGGUGGUCAGGGAGCGAUACAACACACACUGUGAGAUGAUCGCUCUGCUGUGUAAACCUGAGGCGGAGCUCUCUGCUGCCCUGCCGUCAGCCAACCCUGCUAAGACCCUGCAGGGCAGCGAGGUGGUGAGUGUGUUGCGUUCCCAGUUGUCCAAGCUCGAAGAAGUUAAGAAAGAAAGGGAGGGCCUGGAGGCGGAGAUUAAGGCGGUGACCUUUGACAUGUCCACCUGCUUCCUGACGGCUCUGGCCCAGGAUGGGGCCAUCAACGAGGAGGCGCUGUCAGUCAGCCAGCUGGACCAAUUAUACGGCAGCUACACCCAGAGGGUCCAGGCCAGCCUCCGCGCCCAGGAAGGGUUGCUGGGCAAUGUGCAGGCAUCUCACCAGGAGUUCUCCAGUCUGAAGCAGUCCAACUCGGAAGCUAACGAUCGUGAGGAGGUGUUGAAGAAGCUGGCCUCUGCCCACGACAGCUAUGUGGAGAUCACCAGCAACUUGAAAGAGGGCACCAAGUUCUACAAUGACCUCACCGAGAUCCUGCUGAAGUUCCAGAACAAGUGCAGCGAUAUCGUCUUCGCCCGCAAGACAGAGCGGGACGAACUCCUCAAGGAGCUGCAGCAGAGCAUCGCCAGGGAGCCCAGCGCCCCGUCCUUCAAUGUCCCCGCCUACCAGACUAACCCCACCGCCACGGCCGCCGGACCCACCCCGGCACCCAGGACCGUCUUCCAGCCCGAGGCCAAAGCCCCACCACCCCAGAGGCCCCCUCCUCCCACCUUCACCCCCCAGGCUGCCUCUGCGCCUGGCAACCCUCCCAGCAACCAGCCCCAAACAGGAAACCCCCCACCCAUGGCCCCUCCCUCGCAGGCCCAGGGACCGCCGUACCCCACCUACCAGGGAUACCCCGGGUACGCCUACCAGAUGCCAAUGGGUUACAACCCGUAUGCGGCGUACGGCCAGUACAACAUGGGAACCCCCAUGCAGCCGUUCGUCCCCUAUCAGCAGGGCCCCGUCCCUGGACAGGGGGGCUACCCUGGGGCCCCCCCAACGCAUCAGUCCCCCUAUCCCUACCAGCAGCCGGCCCAGCAAGCACCACACCAGCCAUACUUCCCUCAACCUUAACUCGUCUGUCCUAAACCUCCCUCAUCUCUCCUCCCCUACCCUAUCAACUGACAGCAGCCACCAUCCGAAUAUCUCCAGCAAUAACUCCCUUUAUCGCCCUCCCUCACCCUCCCUCCCUCCCUCCCUCACCCUCCCUAUAUCCAUCCCGUGUUCUUCCUUCUUACUCUCAUUGCACUUCAGCUAGCACUCCCCCCUCCCCUCUUCCAUUUGGCCACACUCAUCCACUAACCAGCUCCUCUCUUUGUUUAUUGCUCUUUUUUUCUUUCUUUCUUUUUGUUAUUAUUUUUCUAAUUGUUGUGGGUUUUUUUCCUCUUGACGUCGUCUCUUCCUAGUUUGACUAAUUGGUACUGGGCAACUGCAUGACACUAGCGGAGCGGUGAUACGUUCCGAGAUGAGGGGCUCAAUGAAUGAAUGUUCCCAGCACUCUGUGUUCUUGAGUCAAUAUUUCAGAACUCUGCGCAACGGGGAUGUGUGCAACUUGAACUUGUCCAAUGGGAGAUGCACAUUUUCCACGUCAGCUUUCCUAUGUUUCUCUGCUAUACACGACCCUCCUCUGAUCACCCCACUGAACACUGGCACUACUAUAUGCUAUUUUUUUAAUGAAUAAUACCAAUGAUAUAAUCCAGUAAAAGCCUGUAGGUUUUCUAAAGGAAAUAAUGACUGUUGAAGAUGUUCCCUUCCCACUUCCCCUGCCUCUGAUAUUUUCCUUCCUGCUCUCUGUCUGGGGAUCUGUCUUUCUGUCUAUUACAAUCAGAAUAAAGCUGUAAAUGGCUGUAGAUGUUUUCUGGGAUGAAGGUUAUUAUAUAUUUAGAGAGACUGUAUGUGAUUGACCUAACAAUGCUGCGUGUUUCUCUUUGGUUCUAAUGUAAUUAAAACAUUUCUGGAGACCAGA
Messenger RNA from Esox lucius (northern pike), 3649 nucleotides. RefSeq names its product programmed cell death 6 interacting protein (gene pdcd6ip). Gene Ontology annotation, cellular component: endosome. Gene Ontology annotation, molecular function: protein binding. Gene Ontology annotation, biological process: mitotic cytokinesis. Bases 115 to 2757 code for a protein of 880 amino acids. Lineage: Eukaryota; Metazoa; Chordata; Actinopteri; Esociformes; Esocidae. The record is from RefSeq and is a predicted model, not a curated record. The transcript is spliced from 18 exons.